Messenger RNA from Echinococcus granulosus, 1323 nucleotides. RefSeq names its product Intraflagellar transport protein. The record is from RefSeq and is a predicted model, not a curated record. The coding region runs from base 1 to 1323 and encodes 440 amino acids. Lineage: Eukaryota; Metazoa; Platyhelminthes; Cestoda; Cyclophyllidea; Taeniidae. The transcript is spliced from 10 exons. Gene Ontology annotation, cellular component: centriole; intraciliary transport particle B; cilium. Gene Ontology annotation, biological process: cilium assembly; intraciliary transport.
AUGCGCAUUCCUCUCCGCAAUCAUACAUCACAGCGUCCAUUGUCUGGGACGGUUUUAUUUGAUCAAUCAAAAAAGGAAGCCUCAACAUUAGGCCAACAUUUCAAGGAGUUAAAUAGACGCUUAAAGUCUUCCUGGAAAGUUUUAAUUAAUACAGACGAAGUAACAGAUGAAAGAAUCGAAUCUGCAAAGGUCUUUGUUAUUACAGGACCGACAGAAAAAUUCAGUGUUGACGAGCUCGAAGUUAUAAACACAUAUUUGAACAAAGGUGGGUCAGUUCUAGUUUUGCUUGGUGAGAACGGUGAAAGCAAAUAUCCAACCAAUAUUAACUACCUGCUGGAGCAAUAUGGCAUCUCAAUUAAUAAUGAUUCGGUGGUUAGGACAUCGUACUACAAAUACUUCCACCCCAAAGAAGCCCUCAUACCCAACGGCAUAGUGAAUAGGGCUAUCGGCGAAGCCGCUGGGAAAACAUCCGCCCAUUCCGGUGGCGAUGAAGUAUGUCCUAAGCAGGCUCUUCAGUUUCUCUACGCCUUCGGUGCAACACUGAAUGUCGUCAAGCCAGCAACGGUUUUGCUUUCCACUGGCAGUGUCGCUUUUCCUCUCAAUCGGCCGGUUUGUGCCGUCUGUGAAAUUGAGAAUCCCAACGGCGGGUCCGGAAAACUGGCUGUUGUUGGGAGCAUAGCAAUGUUUACGGAUGCCUACAUAAACAAGGAAGACAAUGCGAAGAUCUUUGAUGUCAUCAUCUCCUUCCUAACCUCGGAGACAUUCAAGUUAAACGUCAUUGAUGCUCAGGAUCCGGAGAUUGAGACAUACUUCCAGAUUCCUGAUAUUUCUACUCUGUCAAACAACUUAAAAGCCUGUCUGCAGGAGAGUGAAGAGAUUCCACGCAACCUCGAUGCUGUUUUUGAUCAGAAGCUCUUUGCAAUGGACAUUUCCAUGGUGCCAAAAGCUCUUGCGGCCUACGAGAAGCUGCGAGUCAAACACGAACCACUCACCUUGAUUACGCCCGAAUUCGAAACGCCUCUGCCUCCAUUGCAACCUGCGGUGUUCCCUCCUAACUUUCGUGAGUUAGGACCUCCGGCUCUGGAACUAUUCGACCUUGAUGAACAUUUCUCUUCAGAGAAAACACGCUUAGCUCAAGAGGCCAAUAAAUGUACAGAAGACGAUCUAGAAUACUUCAUUUUGCACUGCGGAGAGGUUUGUGGGAUUGCUCAAAAGCUGCCGCAAUCGCAACGAAAGGCUCGAAACAUCCUUGAACUCACCCUCAUGGAGCUAGUUGAGUUUAAAAAGAUGCACUCGGAUAAUGAUGAAAUCUCAUCGUGGUGA